This is a messenger RNA of Zophobas morio, 699 nucleotides long. RefSeq lists its product as uncharacterized. The record is from RefSeq and is a predicted model, not a curated record. NCBI's taxonomy places the organism in Eukaryota, Metazoa, Arthropoda, Insecta, Coleoptera, Tenebrionidae. The transcript has 4 exons. The coding region runs from base 1 to 699 and encodes 232 amino acids.
AUGUUUGUUUUCACCUGGUGUAACACAGGCCGUGGUACUGGUUUUAACUUUGCGUGGCCUAUUAAGUUCAUAAAGUCCACUAUUAGGAAGAAAGGAGUUUCUAAUGAAGCGGUGAUAACCGGUCUUCCUGGAAAGACAUUAGUUGGAUUUGUUUGUCAGUACUAUAAAUGCUAUCUCGCUUUGGAUGUAGUUUGUAGUACAUUCUUGCUUUCUGAAAGUCGUGUCAUCAUGAUUUAUCACAGAAUUUUAGCUUUUAUCGUCUGCAUUUCACUAUUUAUAAAUCAGUCACAAAGCAAAAGUUGUGAUGAAGACGAUACGUUAAAGAAGAGUGGAUUCAGCGAGGACGCACAUACAGUUGCUACUCCUAGUGCUACAAUAACCAAAGAACAACCAGAGAAGCAACCGUGUGAUGUUGGGUUUCACUGUAUCCCUGUCGUGCAUUGUGGACCCCUGAUGUAUUUAGUGAAUCUGCAAAGACCGGUACCAAAGGAGCUGCUGAGAUUUCUGAGAUCACAAAUCUGUGCAACAAACGCGAAGUUUCCCAAAGUUUGUUGUAAAAUGACCACCUCAUCUAGUUUAAAGGAGUUCUCUACAGUUACAACAGCCAUGGAGAGAUUAUCAGCAACAACAAUGUCUCUAGAAGAAAAAUCUGUCAGAUUGAACAAAUUUUUUAACCGAUUUAAUGACUUGAUAAUCUAA